AUGCCAUUCAACACCGCACUUACCCGCAAGUUGGGCAUCACGGUCCCCGUCGUCCAGGGUGGCAUGCAAUGGGUUGGAUACGCUGAGCUUGCUGCGGCAGUCAGCAACGCUGGCGGUCUGGGAAUCCUCACUGCGCUCACGCAACCAACGCCUGAGGACCUCCGUAAGGAAAUCCGCAGAUGCCGCACAAUGACCAACAGACCCUUCGCCGUAAAUAUCACUCUUCUCCCAGCCCUCGUUCCACCCGACUAUAGCGCCUACGCCCAGGUGGUCAUCGAUGAGGGCGUGUGCAUCGUCGAGACCGCAGGCAACAGUCCGGGCCCAAUCAUUGCCCAGCUAAAGAAAGCCGGUAUCAUCAUCCUGCACAAAUGCACCACAAUCAGGCAUGCCAAAUCCGCCGUGAAACUGGGUAUUGAUUUCCUCUCCAUCGACGGCUUUGAGUGUGCGGGCCACGUUGGUGAAACGGACAUCACAAACUUCAUCCUUCUUAGCCGGGCGCGCCAGACUCUCAAAACUCCUUUCAUUGCCUCAGGAGGAUUCGCGGACGGACAUGGCCUUGCUGCUGCCCUGGCAUUGGGUGCGGAAGGUAUCAACAUGGGCACACGGUUCAUGGCAACUAUCGAGGCGCCUAUUCACAUGAAGGUAAAGCAGGCUAUUGUGGAUGCCAGCGAGGAGGAUACCCAACUUGUCUUGCGGAAGUGGAGAAACACCACCCGACUUUUCAAGAAUCGCGUUGCCGUAGAUGCAUAUAAUAUUGAGAAGAAGGCUGUAUCGGAUGACUUCUCACAGAUCGGACCAUAUGUCAGCGGCAAGCGUGGACGGGAAGUAUUCAUCAAUGGGGAUAUUCAUUUCGGCGUUUGGACUGCUGGUCAAGUUAUGGGCUUGAUCCACGAUAUCCCAUCCUGCAAGGAGCUGAUCACCCGCAUCGAAAAGGAAGCCGUUGAAACGAUGUCGAAAACCAGCAACCUCUAUACGCCAACGGCUAAGCUGUGA
Molecule: messenger RNA, 993 nt
Organism: Histoplasma mississippiense
Lineage: Eukaryota; Fungi; Ascomycota; Eurotiomycetes; Onygenales; Ajellomycetaceae
Exons: 4
Coding region: 1-993 (330 amino acids)
Molecular function (GO): nitronate monooxygenase activity
Source: RefSeq, a predicted model, not a curated record